AUGAGCUACUACAGCAACUGCUAUGGAGGCCUGGGCUACGGCUAUGGAGGUUUUGGUGGCCUGGGCUGUGGCCGUGGCUGGGGAUGUGGCAGCUUCCACAGACGGGGUUGUGGCUGGGGCUGCGGCUGGGGCUGCAGAGGCUACAGAUAUGGCUGCUGCCGCCCAUCUUGCUAUGGAAGUUAUGGAUUCUCUGGCUUCUACUAA
Messenger RNA from Neogale vison (American mink), 204 nucleotides. Its product is annotated as keratin-associated protein 19-7-like. Bases 1 to 204 code for a protein of 67 amino acids. The record is from RefSeq and is a predicted model, not a curated record. Lineage: Eukaryota; Metazoa; Chordata; Mammalia; Carnivora; Mustelidae. The transcript has a single exon.